This is a messenger RNA of Malus domestica (apple), 450 nucleotides long. Lineage: Eukaryota; Viridiplantae; Streptophyta; Magnoliopsida; Rosales; Rosaceae. The record is from RefSeq and is a predicted model, not a curated record.
AUGUGCACUUACAAGGGCGUCAGGCAAAGAACGUGGGGCAAAUGGGUGGUGGAAAUCCGCGAGCCCCACCGCAGAGCCCGGCUCUGGCUCGGGACUUUCGACACCUCCUAUGAGGCUGCUCUGGCUUAUGAUGCUGCCGCGGCGGCGGCCUGGAAGCUCUACGUACCUGUUAUUUGCAAUAAUUAUGCGAAUGUGAAGGUGGAUCAGCCGGAGCCGGGGGGCAUGAAAGUGGAGGAGAAUAUGAGUAGUGGUGUGAACAAUGAAGGCAUGGAUGGGAUAUUCUGGGGGAAAAUGAGAGAGAGCUUUCCGGUGUUUGAUGACUCGAUAUGGACGGAGGCAGCCAUGUCGCUUGAUCUUCCAGUGGUGGCAGAUCAAGGGAUUUUCGGCGGCGGUUUCACGGAUGGAAAUUGCUGGGAAACAUUGCCUUCGUCUCAGUGGUGCAUGAUGUAA